Molecule: messenger RNA, 858 nt
Organism: Prosopis cineraria
Lineage: Eukaryota; Viridiplantae; Streptophyta; Magnoliopsida; Fabales; Fabaceae
Product: protein P21-like
Exons: 1
Coding region: 1-690 (229 amino acids)
Biological process (GO): defense response
Cellular component (GO): extracellular region
Source: RefSeq, a predicted model, not a curated record
AUGACAGUCAUCGUCAACAAGAGCUUCCUUGUAUUCCCCGUCCUUCUUGCUAUCACCUUCACCUUCGCCCAUGGCGCUCGGUUUGAUGUCACAAACAGAUGCCCUUACACUGUGUGGGCAGCAGCCAUGCCCGGUGGCGGCCAGAAGCUAGACCCUUGCCAAACAUGGACCCUCGAAGUGGCCGCCGGCAGAACCCGGGCCCGUAUAUGGGGUCGAACCAACUGCAGCUUCGACGGCUCAGGCCGCGGCCGCUGCCAGACCGGAGAUUGCGGAGGCCUCCUCCGAUGCCAAGCUUAUGGGACACCCCCAAACACCCUAGCAGAAUUUGCCCUAAACCAAAACAAGAACUUGGACUUCUUUGAUAUCUCACUUAUUGAUGGCUUUAAUAUUCCCUUGGACUUCAGUCCGACGGCCUGUCCGACAUCAAAACGGUGUCGCGGCAUCCGGUGCGCCGCAGAUAUCAACGGACAGUGCUUGAACGAGCUACGAGCUCCCGGCGGUUGUAACAACGCUUGCACAGUGUUUAGGACAGAUCAGUUUUGCUGUAAUUCUGGGAAGUGUGGGCCCACAACAUAUUCAAGGUUCUUCAAGACAAGGUGCCCUGAUGCUUAUAGUUACCCUAAGGAUGAUGCUAUCAACACUUUCAUUUGCCCAGGAGGAACCAGUUAUAAGGUUGUCUUUUGCCCUUGAAUAUAUGAACAUGUACGUCGUUUCAUGUCUUAUGUAUAAUAUAUUACUCCUCGUACCUAGCUCCAAUCCCAAAUAAAAGAGAAGUGUAGGUAAGGAUUUGGCUCAUAGUAUACAAAAUUGUGGGAUCAAAUUCUGUUAUUAUAUGAUGACUUUAUUGAUGGAUGAUAU